Xyrauchen texanus (razorback sucker) is the source of this 2543-nucleotide messenger RNA. Its product is annotated as ribonuclease inhibitor-like. Bases 48 to 2399 code for a protein of 783 amino acids. Gene Ontology annotation, molecular function: protein binding. Lineage: Eukaryota; Metazoa; Chordata; Actinopteri; Cypriniformes; Catostomidae. The transcript has 9 exons. The record is from RefSeq and is a predicted model, not a curated record.
GGAAGAGAAUAAAAGAUGAGCGUCUGGCCAACAGAAUCAUCACACACAUGAAAUCAUCAAGAAGCCUGUACAUCAUGUGUCACAUACCAGCCUUCUGUUGGAUUUCAGCCACUGUUCUCCAGAGACUGUUGAGUGAAGCAGAGAGUGUAGAGAUCCCCAAGACUCUCACUCAAAUGUUCACACACUUCCUGAUCUUUCAGAGCAAACUGAAGAGCCAGAAGUAUGAUGGGAAAUGUGAGGUGGAUCUUCAGCAGGCUAAAAAGAGGAUUCUGUCUCUGGGAAAACUGGCUUUUCAACAGCUGGAAAAAGGGAACCUGAUCUUCUAUGAGGAGGACCUGAGAGAGUGUGGCAUUGAUGUCAGAGAAGCGUCAGUGUACUCGGGAGUUUGUACCCAAAUCUUCAGAGAGGAGUUUGGACUGCACCUGGGGAAGGUGUUCAGCUUUGUGCAUCUGAGCAUUCAGGAGUUUCUCGCUGCUCUGUAUGCUUUUAUUUCCGUUUCUCAACAGAAAUCAGGUCUCUUCGGUAAGUUUAGGUCAUCUAUAAGUGAUCUUCUGAAGAGUGAAGUGGACAAGGCCUUACAGAGUGAGAACGGACACCUGGACCUUUUUAUUCGAUUCCUUCUAGGUCUCUCACUGAAGUGCAAUCAGACAAUCUUACGAGACCUACUGACACAGACAGGAAGCAGCUCUGACAGCAAACAGGAAAUAGUUGAGUACAUUAAGAUGAAGAUCAGGAAGAAUCCCUCUCCAGAGAAAUCCAUCAAUCUGUUCCACUGUCUGAAUGAACUCGAUGAUCAUUCUCUAGUGCAGGAAGUACAAACAUACGUGAGCAGAAGAGAUAUCAAUCGUCUUUCUGGAGUCAGUCUCUCUCCUGCUCAGUGGUCAGCUCUGGUGUUUGUGUUGCUGAACUCAGAAGAGGAGCUGGAUCAGUUUAAUCUGAGGAAAUAUGAUCCAUCACAUGAAUGUCUUCUGAGGCUGCUGCCGGUGAUCAAAGCAUCCAGAAAAGCUGAUUUGAUGGGCUGCGAUCUGACAGAGCAAAGUUGUUCAGCACUGGCCUCAGUUCUCAGCUCAAACUCCUCAAGUCUGAGAGAGCUGGAUCUGAGUAAUAAUGACCUGCAGGACUCAGGAGUGAAGCUGCUCUCUGAUGCACUGAAGAGUCCUCACUGUACACUGGAAAUACUGAGAUUUGCAGCUUGUAGAUUCACUGAUCAGUGCUGUGAAAGUUUGUCUUCAGUUCUACAAUCAUCAAAAUCACUGAGAGAGCUGGACCUGAGUAACAAUGACUUGCAGGAUUCAGGAGUGAAGCUGCUCUCUGAUGCACUGAAGAGUCCUCACUGUACACUGGAAAUACUGAGAUUUGCAGCUUGUAGAUUCACUUAUCAAUGCUGUGAAAGUUUGUCUUCAGUUCUACAAUCAUCAAAAUCCCUUAGAGAGCUGGACCUGAGUAACAAUGACCUGCAGGAUUCAGGAGUGAAGCUGCUCUCUGAUGCACUGAAGAGUCCUCACUGUAUACUGGAAACACUGAGAUUUGCAGCUUGUAGAUUCACUGAUCAGUGCUGUGAAAGUUUGUCUUCAGUUCUACAAUCAUCAAAAUCCCUGCGAGAGCUGGACCUGAGUAACAAUGACCUGCAGGAUUCAGGAGUGAAGCUGCUCUCUGAUGCACUGAAGAGUCCUCACUGUAUACUGGAAAUACUGAGAUUUGCAGCUUGUAGAUUCACUGAUCAAUGCUGUGAAAGUUUGUCUUCAGUUCUACAAUCAUCAAAAUCCCUUAGAGAGCUGGACCUGAGUAACAAUGACCUGCAGGAUUCAGGAGUGAAGCUGCUCUCUGAUGCACUGAAGAGUCCUCACUGUAUACUGGAAAUACUGAGAUUUGCAGCUUGUAGAUUCACUGAUCAGUGCUGUGAAAGUUUGUCUUCAGUUCUACGAUCAUCAAAAUCACUGAGAGAGCUGGACCUGAGUAACAAUGACCUGCAGGAUUCAGGAGUGAAGCUGCUCUCUGAUGCACUGAAGAGUCCUCACUGUACACUGGAAAUACUGAGAUUUGCAGCUUGUAGAUUCACUGAUCAGUGCUGUGAAAGUUUGUCUUCAGUUCUACGAUCAUCAAAAUCACUGAGAGAGCUGGACCUGAGUAACAAUGACCUGCAGGAUUCAGGAGUGAAGCUGCUCUCUGAUGCACUGAAGAGUCCUCACUGUACACUGGAAAUACUGAGAUUAUCUGGCUGUAUGGUGACAGAGGAAGGCUGUUGUUCUGUGGCAUCAGCUCUGAGAUCAAAUCUCUCACACCUGAAAGAGCUGGAUCUGAGCUACAAUCACCCAGGAGAAUCAGGAGUCAGGCUGCUCUCUGAAAGACUCAACGAUCCAAACUGCACACUGGACAAACUUAAGUAUGUUGAGCUGUAAAACCCUGUUUAUACCCAUAUUAACCCCUUAAACCCAGACCCUAAUUGGUCUUGAAUUUAUUGAAUGGUCAGUGAAUUCACUGAAACAGCACCUGUAUUUAUUCCUUUUAAAAAAAAAAAUCCUUAACAAAUACACACAGAAGAC